This is a messenger RNA of Osmerus eperlanus (European smelt), 838 nucleotides long. Its product is annotated as regulator of G-protein signaling 21-like. The transcript has 5 exons. The record is from RefSeq and is a predicted model, not a curated record. NCBI's taxonomy places the organism in Eukaryota, Metazoa, Chordata, Actinopteri, Osmeriformes, Osmeridae. Bases 39 to 593 code for a protein of 184 amino acids.
UACUGGGAGAGCAGAUAAGAAAUGUGAAAAGCUUAAAAAUGAACAUUUACUGUGAGAAAGAGUCAGAAAACUCCACAGAGACAAGGAGAAAACAUAAACCUUGGAAAUCAAGAAUACAUAACUUUAUCCACAGUCCCUCCCCAAGGAAAAAAAUCCACAGACAAUCUCUUCAUUACUUCCACGAAUUUGGAGAAUCCUUAGAGAAACUAAUUUCCCACAAAUGUGGACAGGCAGCAUUUCAUGUCUUUCUAAAGUCAGAGUUUUGUGACGAGAACCUUGAGUUCUGGCUGGCUUGUGAGGAGCUCAAAUCUAUUACCAAUCCAGAAGAUUUAACCUACAGAGCCAUUGCCAUCUAUGAAGAGUUCAUCAGGAAAGAUGCCCCCAAGGAGAUCAACUUGGAUUUCUACACAAGAGACACCAUUGCUCAGAAUCUGCAGUUGCCAGCAGCAGUCUGCUUUGUCGAAGCACAGAGGAAAGUCUACAGCCUGAUGGAGAAUGACGUCUACCCUCGCUUCCUUCAGUCCGACUGUUACAGAGACCUGUGUGUGGCUGCCUCCGGAGCCCUGGGCCUGGGGAACCACAGUAGGGCAUAGGACUGUUACCAUGGCUUUGAAACCAAUUUUGUCUCAUAGUGACACUGAGUGCUUCGAGAGCUCCAAUGCUAAAACCACCAUGCAAGGCAGAGUACACAAACAUGAACAAAGACUGCAUUCACAGUUUACUCACUUCCUCUUUCCAUAAAUGACGUGGCCAGACAGAGACUGAAUGGAGUUGUUCUCGACUCUAGAAACUACAGUCUAGGUUGGUGAUGUCUGGGUAUGAUGCUAGAUUUGUGGUU